UUGAACGUCUCACUCUGGUCCUCAUUGUGCAGCCGAGGAAACGUCGCAAGGUUCCGCCGACGUCGGUAUGAAAUGGCAGAAAGUGCUUGUGUCACGGAAGCUCAAAGAUUAGGUUACGCCGUAGCCACACAUGUAUAUUGCCGGGACCCCGGCCUGUUAGUUUGAGGGCCGCCCAAGUGUCUCCGAAAACGGAUUCAAGCGUUGUUUGGUCUCCAAAACCGCCCAGGUUGUGUCUCCGGCGGACAGCCAGCGAACGGCGACUGCGGGUCGACAGUGUUGGAAUUAUUCGGAGAGGGGUGUUGAACGAUAUCCUCCACUUGGAUGCUCAGCCACAGUCCAAGGCAAAACCAUGAACCGCAACAAGCGUGAAAAGGAGUACUACAGUAUAGAUGUGGGCGACUCAACAUUUAUGGUUUUAAAGCGCUACCAGAAUCUCAGACCCAUUGGAUCCGGAGCACAGGGAAUCGUCUGUUCGGCUUACGACCACAACCUGGAGAGGAACGUCGCCAUCAAAAAGCUGAGCAGACCCUUUCAGAAUCAGACUCAUGCGAAACGAGCCUACAGAGAAUUGGUGCUCAUGAAAUGUGUCAACCACAAGAAUAUAAUCGGUCUAUUAAAUGUAUUCACACCACAGAAGACACUGGAGGAGUUCCAAGAUGUAUAUCUUGUUAUGGAGUUGAUGGACGCCAACCUCUGCCAGGUGAUUCAGAUGGAGCUGGACCACGAGAGGCUGUCUUACUUGCUCUACCAAAUGCUGUGUGGAAUCAAACACCUGCAUGCAGCUGGAAUCAUUCAUAGGGACCUGAAGCCAAGUAACAUUGUGGUCAAGUCAGAUUGUACCCUUAAGAUCCUGGACUUUGGCCUGGCCAGGACUGCUGCCACGGGGCUCCUCAUGACGCCUUAUGUGGUCACCCGUUAUUACCGUGCCCCUGAAGUCAUCCUGGGCAUGGGUUACCAGGCUAACGUUGAUGUCUGGUCUGUUGGCUGCAUCAUGGCUGAAAUGGUCCGGGGUAGUGUGUUGUUUCCUGGCACUGAUCAUAUUGACCAGUGGAAUAAGGUGAUCGAGCAGUUGGGGACCCCGGCUCAGGAGUUCCUGAUGAAACUCAACCAAUCGGUGAGGACCUACGUGGAGAACCGACCGCGCUAUGCCGGCUACAGCUUCGAGAAGCUAUUUCCCGACGUUCUGUUUCCCGCAGACUCUGAACACAACAAACUGAAAGCAAGUCAAGCCAGAGAUUUGCUGUCAAAGAUGCUGGUCAUAGAUGCUUCCAAACGGAUCUCGGUGGACGAGGCCCUUCAGCACUCUUACAUCAACGUGUGGUAUGACCCCACUGAAGUGGAAGCACCGCCACCAGCAAUCACCGACAAGCAGCUGGAUGAGCGGGAGCACACGGUGGAAGAGUGGAAAGAGUUGAUAUACAAAGAAGUCUUGGACUGGGAGGAAAGGACAAAAAAUGGUGUCAUAAGAGGACCGCCAGCGUCCAUCGCACAGGUGCAACAGUGAGCAGCGACCCCCCGCAGCAGCACCAGCACCCCCCCGCUACACGCUCCCCCGCCCAUGUCACCUCCACGUCCACAGAACCCGAUACGGGCGACGCGCUGGGCCGCUGCAGGUGACCAUCUCAUAAUUCUCUUCCGUCUCAAAAGACAGAUUCUUUUUCUGGUUUUUUUUAAAGUUCUUUUGAGUAAACAAUCUCAAGGUAAGAGACAAUUUUAACAAUUUCACUACAACGCGGUUUGUAACGACCCGACUGUGACGACCUAAAUGUGUGUGGAACGCCCGUAUGCUACUGCUCGGGUAAACGUCCAAUGACUUUGUACAGUUUUGACACUAGAUAGUCGGUAGUUAAUGGACACACCCCUCCUGUCUUACACAGUUAGUCAAGGCUUUAGGAGCGAUGUUUUAAGUGGAACCUUCAAAGUGGAACAAAAAGGGGAUCCGAGGUGCCGAUUUCAAAACAAUUUGUCUCCAAUUUGUUUUCACUGGUUCAAUCAGCGCCAUCCUAAAAAUGUAAGUGUAUGGCAAUAUUUGAAAAAUUAGGCCAAAGAAAUGUAAAUGUUGCUUCGGCCAUUUUGUGGAGUCCUGCUGCCAAGGAACUAUGUUGAGGUGAGUUGAGGAGCUUCCUUUCGUCAAUUCUAGUCCUUUGCGGUGACGAUUUCACAUUUUCUUCCGCUUUGGAGGUUCCACCGAAUACGAAUGGAGGGUGUGUAGCUGGACCUACGAUAAGAUGGGUGGAAGUGUUGCACGUGAGAAUGUUUCCGUUGAAAAGGUUAUCAGGAUGUAGAACAUAUGACAAGGCAAGUGAUUUUUAUUUGAAUGAGAAAGUGAAGAAGGAAAAAAAAAAAGUCAUCCCGUUAUUAGUAACUUUUAAUACUGUUGUGUGUUCAUGAUGUCUCUUGGGACAGCUGCGGUUAAAAAGCGAGUAAGUUGCAUGUUUAAACAGCAGCACACCAAAAAAAAUGGAAGAAAACAAACAAUUCUUACUUUAUGCAAUAAUGUUGUCCUUUGAAGUGUUUGUACUCAAGAGAAAAGUGCCUGUUGUACUGUAACAAGUCAUUCAUAUUGUUUUGAAGGCAUCUGAAUAGUUAACAGUAGUUUCCAACUCGAACCACUACUUUGUGUGUGUGGGGUGGCAGGGGGGUGCAUUUGUAUAUUUUUCUACUUUGUUUUCAUUUUGACCCUCGCGAGACACCGUAGGUGACGAUGUGUCUGAGGCAAGCAGUGUCACCAAGGUCUUUCAUCAAAGUUUCGCAAUCAGCAAUACAAUGGGCCCCUUUCCGCAAAAUAUAAGAUAUUAUAUUAAAAUAUAAUAUUAGCCAGGGAGAAAA
Molecule: messenger RNA, 2829 nt
Organism: Syngnathus acus (greater pipefish)
Lineage: Eukaryota; Metazoa; Chordata; Actinopteri; Syngnathiformes; Syngnathidae
Gene: mapk8b
Product: mitogen-activated protein kinase 8b
Exons: 12
Coding region: 350-1504 (384 amino acids)
Biological process (GO): JNK cascade; protein phosphorylation
Cellular component (GO): nucleus; cytoplasm
Molecular function (GO): ATP binding; JUN kinase activity
Source: RefSeq, a predicted model, not a curated record